UGCAUCUCCCCGCUCCCCCGAGCUGUUGCUUCGCUCUCUGGCCUCUUUUGUUUUUUUUUUGUUUUUCCCAAUUAAGGCAGCCGCCCGGAAAGAAGGCUGCUGCUUGGGGAGUAUGCGGGGAGUCUGUUGGUGCCGCCGCCGCCACUGCUGCUGCUGCUUGCCCGGAGGCAUUCAGAUUCAGCCUCCAUGCGCCUCAAAACUGCCUCUCCGAGGUAGAUUUGUUCUGCUGCUCUUGCUGCUGCUGCUGCUGCCGCCAAGAAUCACUACUGGCUGCUUUGCUCGCACAUUCAUCACCCUUCAAGCUGUUGCUGCUAUUGUUGCUCCUCUCCCUCCUCCUCCUCCUCCUUUUCCCUCCUGCUCCUCCUCCUCCCACUAUAUGGCUUUGGAAGAAGAGAGAGGUGGUGUGUCUGGCUGCUUUAAGAGACGCGGUGUGCCUUUUCACCCCCCUUUUUUUCUGCCCUGAAGCUUGUGGCGAGGCCGAAACCUCUUGUAACGUUUCAGGAUCGGAUCAGCAGGACGCGGGGUCUGAUAGCUGCCGGCGGGGAAGAAAAGCAUGCCGGUUUUCUUUUCCCUUCGGCCGCUGCUGCUGCUGCUGCUGCGCUAUAAAGGGAUAGCUUUAUAGCAAGUGCAGAAGAAGGAGCAGUUAAAGGAUACAACAUGAAGGUUAAAAGAAUCCACAUUUGAUGACAUCAACUUGGAGUAGCCUGAUUGUUCAUUUUUCUUUGACGUUUUCCUCUAAUCAAAUUUAGAUGUUCUUAUCCUUUUCAUCUUUCAUACAGUAUUUAUUAAUUCCAACAUGGAUGCAAGCAAGAAAGCAGACCCUCCAGUCUUAGUGGAAACAAUACAGCAGAAGGCAAAUCCUGAUCGCCACCCUAUCCCAUCCAUUUAUGUACCAGAACAAGGUGGUUACAAGGAAAAAUUUGUGAAUGCAGUCGAAGACAAAUACAAAUGUGAAAAAUGUCAUCUCAUUUUGUGCAAUCCAAGACAGACAGAAUGUGGGCAUCGCUAUUGUGAGACCUGCAUGAGUUCUCUGUUCAGUUCCACAAGUCCAAAAUGUACAGCAUGUCAAGAAACAAUAGUGAAGGAUAAGAUAUUUAAAGAUAAUUGCUGCCGAAGGGAGCUUCUAGCCCUUCAGAUAUUCUGCAGAAAUGAAAACAAAGGUUGUCGAGAUCAAUUGACCUUGGGACAGUUGCUGACACAUCUAAGAAAUGACUGUCUCUUUGAAGAACUUCCAUGUCCUCGUACUGAUUGUAAAGAAAAAAUACUGAGAAAAGAUUUACCAGAUCAUAUAGAAAAAAACUGUAACUAUCGUGAAACAACAUGUAAAUACUGUAAAAGCCAAGUACCCAUCAUUAUGAUACAAAAACAUGAAGAUGCAGACUGUCCUUGUGUUAUGGUUACAUGUCCUCAUCAGUGCAGUGUUUCAGCACUCCUCAGAAAAGAGUUGAAUGCACAUUUGUCAGAAUGUAUUAAUGCCCCAAGUACCUGUAGUUUUAAGCGUUAUGGCUGCACUUUUCAGGGAACAAACCAGCAAGUUAAAGCACACGAAGCCACCUCAGCAGUGCAGCAUGUAGACUUAUUGAAAGAGUGGAGUAAUUGUCUAGAAAAUAAGGUGGCCAUGCUCCAAAAUGAAAGUUUGGAAAAGAACAAGAGCAUACAAACUUUACAUAAUCAAAUUUGUAGCUUUGAAAUAGAAAUUGAGAGACAGAAGGAAAUGCUGCGAAGUAAUGAAACUAAAAUACAUCACUUGCAGCGGGUAAUAGAUAGUCAAGCUGAGAAGCUGAAAGAACUAGACAAGGAGAUUCGACCUUUCCGACAGAACUGGGAAGAAGCAGACAGCAUGAAGAGUAGUGUUGAGUCCCUCCAGAAUAGGGUGACUGAAUUGGAAAGCAUUGAUAAAAAUACUGGACAAGGAGCUAGAAAUACAGGUCUUCUAGAAUCACAGUUAUCUAGGCAUGAUCAAAUGCUAAGUGUUCAUGACAUCCGUCUGGCUGACAUGGACCUCCGAUUUCAAGUCCUGGAAACAGCAAGUUACAAUGGAGUAUUAAUCUGGAAAAUUCGAGAUUAUAAACGUCGAAAGCAAGAGGCUGUUAUGGGGAAGACUUUGUCCUUAUAUAGCCAACCAUUUUAUACAGGAUACUUUGGCUAUAAGAUGUGUGCCAGGGUUUACCUCAAUGGAGAUGGGAUGGGCAAAGGGACGCACUUGUCUUUGUUCUUUGUUAUAAUGCGGGGAGAAUAUGAUGCAUUGCUUCCUUGGCCAUUCAAGCAAAAGGUCACCCUUAUGUUGAUGGAUCAAGGACCUUCUCGGCGCCACUUAGGAGAUGCAUUCAAGCCAGACCCCAACAGCAGUAGUUUCAAGAAACCCACUGGGGAAAUGAAUAUUGCAUCUGGUUGUCCAGUCUUUGUUGCACAAACUGUUCUAGAAAAUGGAACAUAUAUUAAAGAUGAUACUAUUUUUAUUAAAGUCAUAGUGGAUACUUCGGAUCUACCAGACCCCUGACAUAUAGCAGAAAGGCAGAUUCAACAGAAGACAACUCCAUUUGGGGCUCUUUUUUAUAUCUGUCUUCAAUGAGAGGUCCUUAAAGCUCAGAGAGGACCACUUUAUGUUAACAGAGGAAGAGUUUGGAGGUAUAACUUGCAUAGGGUCCAAUGGCAAACAUAGCAACCCAUUAAGAAACCAUAACUGUGGUGUAUUUUCUAAACUAAUAGGAACACUUCAAGUUCUGACAAGUUACUUAAUCCUCAUGAAGACAAAGAUCACUGUCAGAAAAGCUUUUUGUAAUUUAUUGACAAUAAUUUGGGAGAGGAAAAAAAAGUAUCAUGCUGAAUACGACAUCAGACUUUACUUUCAUUUUAACUAGAAAAUAAAAGUUCACAUGUGGGUUAGCUAGAAACUGUCAGCAUGUUAAGUAAAAAAAAAUUAUGAAGUAUUGUUGCAGUUAAAGAUAUUAUUACUUUGAACAUCUAAGUGCAAUGUUGUCUGAAAUACAGUAUAUUGUCUAUUUUUAAGGCCUCAUCUGGUCUCUGUUUUAAAAAUUACUUUGUCAGAAGACCUUGACAAAAAUGUCUAGAUCUUCUUAAAAGUGUCUAAAUCAGAGUCAUAUUUUUGUUUAGAGUUCUAUUAAUUGCUACAGAAAACAUUUUAUUUUAAAACUGUUGAUAGACUGAUAUUUCUUGGAAGAAAAAAAAGAUCAAAUGCAGGUUAUCACUUGUGAUAUGAAAAGAAACUAUUCAAUACUGCUGUUAUUUCUCUUUAGAAAUGUAAACCUACAAUAUAUGUCGUAGUUAAUGACACUAUUUCAAAAUUAAGAAAAAAAAUCACUCAUGGAUGCUGUGCAUCAUUAUCAGAUUUAUAAUUUUCACCCUAAAAUAGGGCAUUUGUUGAACUUUGGAGUUCUAAAUGGAAUCCUGUAUGUUUUUAAAGUUCUGCCUCAUGCGCUCAGACCAAGCUCUAUAAAAUAGAUGUGUGUAUAUAAACAUAUUAUAUUAUAUUUUUUGCUAAAGCAUAAAUGUGCAACAUAUUUUUUGGGUUUGAGAGGAGGCGUAGUGCUGAGUAAUACCUAUAUGGGAAACUGCUAAUUAAUCCUCUAGGUAGAAAUUUUUUCUACCGUUUCUUACAGAGGAUAUCCGUUAGGAGAAAGCAGUGUCUUAAUGGAAAUACGGUGGCGUGCAUGCAUUCAUGUGCCUUAGCUGUGACGUGCUGCUUUAUAGCUCAUAGUUUUGUAUUCUGACUUUAAUUUCAGAUUCUUAGAAUACUUGUUUUAACUGGACUUUAGGCAUAAUGUGCUGACUGAUCUGUAAAACCCACCAAUAUUUUGCAGCAUACAAAAAUGGAAACCCAGAUGUGUGUCUGGCUUGCCAGUGUUUCCAUCAAUGAAAUACUACUUAUUCAGGUGCUAUAUUUUUGUUCACAGUGCUCCUAUGGAGCUAAGACUUCUGACAGUGCCCCUUCCCUUCAGUUUCCAAAGCAGUAGUGAAACUGCUGCAAGAUAAAAUGCCUCAAAGUAGCAGAGCUAAUCAUUUCAAUUUGGCUCAAUUCAGAAUUGUGAGAGAAUAGAUUUGCUAGCCAAUUCACAGUGAUGGUUUUCUGGCAAACUGACACCUAUCCCUGCAGGGAAACCCACAGGAGCCUCCUACUUAAACAACUACCUGAGCUUUACUAGAAAGCAUUCUCCAGCCUUUAAAUCAUGCUGAUUGCAACCCACAGAAUUUACUGACUUCUGUUUUAAUAGUCCUUUGUGAGACUAGUAAGUCUAAUGGCAUAGCUUGAGCGUACACCAACCAUGUGGGUGCUGCUUAAUUGCAUGGGUGCUGUGUAACCUGAAUGCUCCCCUAGAACAAACUGAUGUGGACCUGGAAAAAGGAAUUGUGUGGCCUGUUGUCUAGCCAGUGAUGUUACAUCCAUUGAGCUUUCCUCUUAGGUUGGGCAUUAUAGACAGAGUUCAUGUCUAGGACUCAGUUGAAUUGUCAUGUUUCAUUGUUGUGUUUCUUGCCCUUGCCAUUGGUCUUUAUGGCUGUGCCUUCCUACCCAGUGCCUGCAAGAGGUAUUUUUCUGUUAAUAAAUAUACAGUGCAUGCUGAGUGGUUUUCAUGGGUUUUCAAGCCACCUGCUUGAAUAGGGCCUGCUAUUUGGCAGCCAGAGCAUUUUGUAGCAAUAUGUCUUCCUAUUCUUGCCUUCCAUUAUUCAGGUACUGUAUUCUGUCUUUCUUAUGGUUCUUAGGUGUCAACUGGUACAAAUCAAUGUAAGAAGGCAAGCGUUACCAUUCUAGUUCUGAUACAAAAGGAAGACUUCUUACUCAAGAUCUAUAUGCCACAGUUUUACGCAGGCUGAUGUAAACCCAUCACCUUUUCUUAGGGGAAAGAAUUAACCUGGCUUCUCAUACUAUUCUAAUAGUCAUGAGUAUAGGUAGCUGAGCUUUUGUAUAUGCAUUACAGAAUUUUACUGAAAACAGGAUUCCCUAGUGAAGAUGUCCAAAGGGCUCAGUACCCAUAGCUUCUGCAUCAUGCAGUUAAUGUCCAAUUGAAAUGUGUUAAUUGUGUUCUAAAAAUCUAGACUGUUCUAAUCUGUUCUUUCAAAAAUAACCCUUAUUCCAAAAACAUCUGAAAAUACAAAUUGAGUAAAAAAAAAAAUCAAUUCUAAUUCUUUUUCUUAAAUCUACAAAUUGCCAAUAACAAUUUUGGCUUAUAUAUUCCAAUUACUCUGAUGUGCAACAGUUUGAAAGCUUUUUUAAAAUAUAUAUGUACACAUUUAAAACACAAAUUACUUGACUUCUCUUAUUGGGCUAUAAAAUUAGAACUUGUGCACUUUAUUAAAAUUUCCUUGUUAAUAAAUAAGACCAGAUAUCAGCAUAUUUACGGCAGCUGUUAUGGCUCCAUUGCUGUAGCUAUUUUUCCCACCAUUAUGUGAAGUUUUUCUUCUUGCCACACUCCUGUAGAUUAAUGCAAAUGCUGGAAUCUCUGCUGCAGAGUCUGAUAGCUGAUAAAAAUAACUUGUUUCCCCAAAGCACAAAAGAAUAAGCUCAUGGUUCUUUUUUAAACCAGCACCCAGAAAGUAGGAGCAUGAGGGAUGAGAAAACUCCCAUUCAAAACAAAACAUACUGUUCAGAAGAUUAACUUGAGGUUAUCUUCUCAUAUAUUUUGGUGUUGUCUUUUAGAAACAAAUGCUUUCUUCUUCAAAAUGAUCCAAUUUUAAUGCUGUGAACAUACUCUUUGUCAUCCACUUUGGCUCACUAAUGCUUUUAAUAUAGCACAGCAAGCUAGCUAGCCAAUUAUUGACAAAAUUAUUUAGUUCAGACAACCUUAACAUGUUCUGAAGUAAGUUUUGUAGGAUGGCUGUAAAGUUACAUGUUCUUGAUGAUAACACAUUCUUUGAUAAAGAUAUUUAUUCAAAAAGACUGAAAGAACGAUAGCUUAUAUAGUAUGUAUCUCUAGUACUCUUCACAGGAUGUUUGUUUAGUCUAUCAUGAAUAGCCCCAGUUUGUGGAAGAAAUUGUAUCCUGAAAUGUAGAUACAGUAAAUUGAAUAUGACAUAUAAAUAGGAUUAGAAUUUGCAUUUAUAUGAUUUACUUUAUUUUAUGUAUUUUACCUCCCUUAAGAUUAUAAAAGUAUUUGUCCACAUUAACCCAAUCCAUAUAGAGGAUAUAUAAUUUAAAUUAUAAUAAAACAUAACAAAUAUUGCUGCAAAAUAUCACCAAGUUGUUUUGAUUGCCAAAAGUUAACCCAUUUAAAAAUUAAAAUUAUUUCAAAAACCAAUUUUUAAUUUUGUAAAUUUUUUAUGGAAAGUGAUUCUAUAGUGGGAAGAAGAAAAGUCCAGUCACUGCCCCAAAUAAUAACUUUCAUGAUUGAUUUGAUCAUAUAAGCUUAUAUCAUUGCUUGGCCCUGAUUUAUGUUGAGAUAGGGCAGAAAAGAAGAUGCCUGCCUACAAAACCAGCCAUCUUGAUAUCUUAUCUGAAGUGAGAGAAAAGUAUGUUAAAAAGUCCAAAGCUAUUGCUCUUUUUCUGGAAAAAAAAUGUGAAUAUGUUAUUUUUUUAAAUAUAUCUUUGGAUUCCUUUCCCAAAGGCAUUAGUACUGCCCUUGGAUGCUCCCACUCCAAAGUUGCACUUGAUAUUACAAAACAUCUUGCGUUUCUGUGUACUACUAAAAUUCUUGUGUCUGUUUGAUUAUUUUUAACCUUCGUUAAGAUAAGGCAACCAUUUUUGAAUCAACAUAUCUCAAAUGGGCUAACAUAAAGAAUGCAUCCAAAAUCCGGGACUCAUGCUCCCAUGGGAUUUAAAUUUGGUGAAGUUGUGGCCUCUUCAGUGCUGCCACACUGCCACAGACACAUGAUCAUCAUUUCCAACUCUCCUUGCAGCUUCCUACAAGAAAAGUCAAUGGGGAAGCCAGCAGGAAGAUGGAAGCCACUCCUGAUUCCAUAGCUUUUUUAUCAGCCCAUGAUCAUUCUGUUUCUUUGUUUAGGUAAGGAAAUAUCUCUGAAAUGAUGACCCCAAGGGAGGUUUAUUUCAAUGGAAAUACAUAGAAUUCAGUAUUAAGUCAGUUUUUGGUUAUCGGUGUUUUCUUCUUCUUCACUAACUACAGUAUCAAUGCUGUUACUUUCAAUUCACCUUAGAUCUCCAAGCAGCUUUGCUCCCUUAUAUUUUACCAAAGCACUUUAGUUUGCCAUCUCAUCUUUUAUCAAGCUAACCUGUCUGUUUUUAAUCUCACAGAAUCCAACCAAGAUUAUUUCAGUGCCUAAAGAUCAAUAUGCAUGACUGUGUUUGCAUUGUUUUACUGUUUAUUUUGUUUCAAUUAUUUACAGUAAGAAUUUGGGUGGCUUAUAUGCAGCAUUCAUUUUCAGCCUUAUAUUGUAACUUUCACUGCUUUUGAGAAUGUAGAAUAGAAAAAAAAAGUAGUGGUAUUACAGAUAAUGGAAUGUAAUUGAUCUCUUAACCUAUAAAGGUGAGAUACACUCCAAUCUCUUUUCAAAGCUAUCUUCCUUAUACCGUGAGAAAGAGCAUAAGGAAUAUUUGAGUAUAUGAAACAGUGAUGUUAACAGCUGGCCAAUCUUUGAAUUCUAGAAUUUUAAUUUAAUAUUCUGGUUGAGAUUGCAUUAUUUUAAAAUGUUACAAUUUGCCCCGAGAAACUGUAAAAGAGAAAACACUUGUUUAUAUUGCUUUCCUAGCUUCUUAAAAUAUGGUACACAAUAUGGCUGCUAGACAGUGACUACUAUGGGAGAUAUUUUUCUGCACCUUGAUGAUUUAACAAAAAUUCCGAUAUCUCCUGUCAUUUUGAUGCCUUCAUACAUGCAACUAUGCAAAUGUAUAAAUAAGUGGAUAGAUUUAAAAAAAAAUAAUUUCAGCUAUGGGCCUAAUAAUUUUACGUGACGUGUCUGAAGUUUUCUCAGCGGUUAUUCUCAAAUUGCCCUUUGAAAUUGCUUAGCAGGUGAUGGACAGUAGCAGAACCUACGUUUUGCAUUCAAAAGAUUGCCCCCCCCCUCCAUUCAGCUCUUGGCACUGUUAGUCUAAAAUUAAUAGAUAACAGAUAGCUGCUGCCCAGUCCUUGAAACUAUAAAGUCAGCCAGAGUAGCCAGUAUGGAUUAGAUAAGAUAAUUAAAGUAACUUCCCAUUUUCCUAUAACAAAAGUGAGAGGGGGCUUACGUCACAGAAAAUAUGUCCUCUUGAAAAACUUGUGUGCCAAAUGUAAUGUAAUUAGUCUUUAUCUGACCGGACAGUUUUUCAUUUCCCACCUGCUUGUUGUGAAAGUGAGGGCUUAGGGAUGCUACUAAGUUAUUAUUCAACAGCGAAUGCUCAGGAUAUGUAAAAUUCAACUUUGCUUAAUAUAAAAAAGUAGUUUAUUGCUGCUUUAAAAUACUCUUGUGUUGGAUGGACUGCCACAAAUGUUAAAUGUACUCUUUUUCAGACCAAAAGUGAGGAUAAAAAUAGGUAGACCGAAAUUGGAGCUAUUAUACAGACAAAUGAAUUGACAGCAUGAAAAUGUCUACCAGUUUACACAGUUAAUUGUGUCUAAUAUUUUUUUUUUCCUGUUUAUCAAUCAAAAAUAAUAGUUAAAACCAAUGAAUAUGGGGUUUCAGUCAACUCCAAAUAGUAACUUGGUGCUUGGUACAGUUUCCCUCUGUGCAGUGCUUUACUGAUAUCAAUCAAGCCUCAAAAUUGCUUAUUUGUAUAGAAACUGAAAUUGAAUGUUCUAUGGAGGGCAAGUCUGUGUAGGUGCUAUAUAGAAUACCCAGGCUCUGACCUCCUUGUGCUACUCUUAGGCCACUAAACAUUGUUAUUUAUUGCUGUGCCAUAGAAAUGGGCAAGGAACCUGCUUUUAUCCUGUAUAACUGACUGAUCAGUCAUCAUGCUUUGGGAACAUAUUUGUCCAAUGUACACGUUAUGAUGUCCUUUUACUUUUGCAAUUGAUGAGAUUGAGAAAUUCAGUAUGUAUAUUCCAGUGUGUGCCCAACAGUAAUGAUAACCUGUGUCUUGAUUUCAUAAAAACUUCUGGUAGAGCUUUUUUUUUAAAGAUUUCAGUUUUAAGGGCUUUAUUGGACAAGGUGAACUUAAAAAUAUUUUAAGCGCAUGACUUAAUUCUGUUCUGUCAACUUCUGCACUGUGAAUAUUAUAAUUAAGUAUUUUAAAGAAAAUACAUUGAGGGCUUAACUACUACUUCCUGCUUUUUAAUAUAAGGAUCACUUCCAGCAUAAAUGUCUUGCAUCCAUGCAUGGCUCCUAAAGAAUGUGAAUAUGAGAUUCAUUACUUAUUGUGUGAAUUGAAAGGUGCGGGGGGGGGGGAGCUCAUUGUAAUAAAUUUCUCCAAAUAGAAUAGGGCUGUGCAAAUUUCAAAGUAAGUCCUUUUUUUCAACAGACUUGAGUGAAACACCCCAUCAAGCUGCUUCAUAAAAGGAUGAACCGUCCUCAUUUCUAAUGACAAAUUGAAUCACAUUACUUCACUUUUCCUCCCUUGUGAUUAUUGUGCAAAUGCCAGCUAAAGCUGAGAAACAACGCAAACCACCUUGUUGGUCUAUGUAGAUUGUGUGGCCUUUCCUCAAUGAAGGGAAUUGUAUCAUUUCCCCAUUUGAAGUCCUUCAUAGAGGUGAAUCUAAAUAAUCUCACAUAAGCAAAAUUCACAGUGAGGAUAAUCAUUCAUUAAGAGCCAUCCUUUGAAUGUAAAAUAUUAUGCUGAAAUUGAUCUCUAAUGUUGUUGAGACUAAUGCAAAAUGGAGGAAAGUUGAAGCAUUAUUAUGGCUGCAGAAUAUGGUUAUCCUGUAUGGUUUUGAAGUAGCAUUAGGCCACAAAAAGGAUUGAUUAAAUCUUAAUUAACUUCUAGCAAAUUGGCAAGACCAUGUAGCUUUUCGUCUUCCAUUUCAUGAAAGUUUUAAGCCUAAUCCUAAAUAUUUGCUCGUGGUUCUAGUAUGAUGCUAAGCGUGUUGUGCUGUGGGUAUACCUCAUUUCAAGCACCAGUGUGUCAGAUGCAUUAAAGUUUAGGAUUAGGCAGUGCAUAUCUAUAAUACUUUUUCAAUAAGUGAUUCCUAUUGGAAGCAUGCAAGCACUCCAUAUUUUAUAAGCAUUAAAUUAGAAUCCCAGGUCUAGAAACCCAUAACAUUUGAAAUUAGACUUAGAUCCCGUUCUCUUACCCUUGCCAUUUUUAUCAGAUGAUGGAUGGAAAGAUUGCUUCUUUCCUUACAAUUUGCUGUUGCCACUUCUAGAAAGAAUAGUUUCUAACGAAAGGGAGUUCUGAUUGUGAACAGUUUGGUAAACUCCGGUUUUGAAAUAUUUAGUUAUUUUAAAAUAAAAUAACUCCUUCCCUGCUGAGACGAUUCUGAACUCUAGCAGAGCUAUUGCAUGUGAACACAAUAUUUUCCAACCAGCACCUUUUCUCCUGGCAGAGAGUUAGUCUUUGGGCACUUGGAAAAUGGGGGGGAAAUCAUUGAAUUGCCAAGGCACUGAACCACCUUGUAUUGUAUUAUUUUCUCUCUAGCUCUCUAAAAUGUAUAUCUUCUACAGUUUGUAUGAGAAAAUAGUUUUUUUCACUGGAUCCAAAACCUCCAGAGGUUCAGGAUAAAUGAGGAUGUAACGGGACACCCCAUCUUGAAAUGAUGGACUAUGAAUCUGUUAUUUAAGACAAGUAGGAUAACCUUUUAACAUCCAUAAAAUGCCAUUAAUUCAAUGUGAUGGAAAAAAUGGUCAUCCUUUUCCAAGAAGAAAUACCUGUUAAAUGCAUCAGUACUAUGAACUCUGUACAAAAUCAGUCUGUGUAAACUUGUGUGGUGUUUUAUUUCAUAUUCUAUUCUUUGGUAAAAGGUACAUUGGUUGUGUUCAGUUUUCUGAUCCAGAAACAAAGACCAAAGAAGGCCAACCUCAUUUGAUUGUGUAUAUUCUGCCUGUUUUAAUUAUAGAUAGCUAUAAAGGAUACAGUGCAAGUAAGUGAAUCUGGUAAUCAAUGAUUUUUGUAUUUUCUUUUUAAAGGAAAGGAAACUUUGAAGUGUAUAAUUUAUUGCUCAGCAAUACAAUGUUGUUAAUAACUAUUAGCAACAUAUCCUAAUUUCCUAAUUUAGCAUUAUUCUAUGUUGUCCUUCAGUUUGUUGUAUUGUUAUUUGAUAUUUAUUUGUAUUUGAAGGUCUUGCUCUGUCUUGUGUUUUGAUGCUAAUAAUUGAGAACAGUGUGUAGAAUGCAAAACUUUGAAAUGCUGAACUGUAUUAAAGGAAAAAAAUAAACCUAAGUAGGAAGUCAUAUUUUUUAAGAAACAGAAUUGUGUUUUAAUUUUUUCAUGUUACGUUGAUGCACAAAAUUAAAAUAUCCUUUUAUCUA
Messenger RNA from Pantherophis guttatus, 11283 nucleotides. It is a transcript of the gene TRAF3, whose product is annotated as TNF receptor associated factor 3. The record is from RefSeq and is a predicted model, not a curated record. Gene Ontology annotation, cellular component: plasma membrane signaling receptor complex; cytoplasmic side of plasma membrane. Gene Ontology annotation, molecular function: tumor necrosis factor receptor binding; zinc ion binding. Gene Ontology annotation, biological process: tumor necrosis factor-mediated signaling pathway; regulation of cytokine production; regulation of defense response to virus. Lineage: Eukaryota; Metazoa; Chordata; Lepidosauria; Squamata; Colubridae.